GUUGUCCCAAUGCAAGGUUGUUCCUCCCAAUGUGCGUUGUCUAGACCAUCCCCAUGUAGGAACUUCUCCUGGCCGUAUAUAAAGAGGCGACCCAGCCUCGCUGCCCGUUGGUAACUAUGUGCUUUUGCCGCCUCUCUCGCUCUCUACCGCACCCACUUUCACUUACUAGGCCCAGCGCCGUUACAUUCUUUUCUUGGUGAUUACGUUCAUUUGAAUAUCAUCGUCCAUUCACUUUCAUCCCCGGAACGCUCGCAAAUAGACGAGAUCGAACCCACGGACUUCAAUACCAAUCCAUUCAUUCAGUAUACUAGACGAACAGAAAGAGGAGUCAGUCAGUAACAGCAAAUACACGAGAUGAAAAUGCUUUCCAAAUACGCCCAACUUCUCUUUUCUCUCACGCCGUUCGUCGGAGCUCUUGUGCCCCCAGCACAAGAUGGCAUGAGAAUCAUCUGGUCCGAGACCUUCCAAGGAAACGCCGGCGCACCCCCUCGAAGUGACACAUGGAACGUCGCCUUGGCCAUCGACACGAACAACGAGGUCCAGACUUACACCGAAUCGUCCUGGAACGUCCAAAUAUCAGGUGGUGAAACCAUCCAGCUCAUUCCCCGAAAGUCAGCAAGCGGCGUAUGGACAUCUGCGCGUAUCGAGACAAAGGCAGCGUGGACACCCCAGCCGGGAGGGAAGAUGCGGGUCCAGUCAAUGUUCAGGAUGGGCGACAACGCAAAUAAGCAGGGUAUGUGGCCUGCCUUUUGGAUGCUGGGCGAUGCCGUUCGCAACGGGGUUCAGUGGCCCCUCUGCGGCGAGCUCGACAUCUUUGAACAGAUCAACGGCCAGGCCACCGCCACGGGUACCGUUCACUGCCAACAAGAAUCCGGCGGCAUCUGCAACGAGCCCAGCGGCCGUGGCGUGGCUACUUCGAUGCCCGACAACGGUUGGCACACUUGGGCACUGGAGUGGGACCGCACGUCGAACAACUGGGUCACCGAGACCAUCACAUGGUACCGCGAUGGUGUUGUCUUCAACCAGCUCAAGGGCAGCGAUAUUGGUGAUGAAGGCAUCUGGGCGACCCUCUGUCACAUGCCCUACUAUGUGCUUAUGAAUGUAGCAGUUGGCGGCACGUUGCCGGGUUCUCCUACCGACGCUACUCAGGAUGGCUACGGAAGCAUGAUGGAGAUCGGAUACCUCACGGUAUACCAGUCGCCUUGAGUGCAGCUGCCUCUAAUGGCUGUAUGCGUAAUGAGCUCGGCCUCGCGGACACCGCUCUCACAUAUCUCCGUCAUGUUAUGAACUCCGGCCAUCACAUAGUGCCCCAAUGUCGAAUCUCGUACGUUCGAAUCGCACAUGGCUCCUUUGGCACGCACUCCCCCUUUUCUCAAGACAGGAUAAUUCUUGCCCCUUUGGUAUAUACCCCUUUUUGGAAAGCGAUAGAUAGCGGCUGCCUUUACACUCAUACGUUCUGC
Molecule: messenger RNA, 1460 nt
Organism: Colletotrichum scovillei
Lineage: Eukaryota; Fungi; Ascomycota; Sordariomycetes; Glomerellales; Glomerellaceae
Product: glycosyl hydrolase family 16
Exons: 2
Coding region: 355-1206 (283 amino acids)
Biological process (GO): carbohydrate metabolic process
Molecular function (GO): hydrolase activity, hydrolyzing O-glycosyl compounds
Source: RefSeq, a predicted model, not a curated record